CAGAUGCAAAACCUUGUUUAGUUUUAUCUUACAGAGCCGAUCUCUCUCUCUCUCUUCUCUCUCUCUCUCUCUGUUUCGUUACGUUUGUUGUCUGUCUCCUCGUAGACUCCCCUCGUUCUUUGAUUCUAUUCUCUUUCGGUUUCUUGAUUUCUUCCCCUUGAGGUUGACCCCAAUGGCGGGGCUGAACGGCCCCUGGCGCAGCUCCGGCUCGUCUGCCAACGCCCAUGGCAGCUUCGUUUGGAGAUUGCUACUCGUCCUUACGGUCCUCCCCAUGGUACUCGCUAUCUAUGCUUUCAUUCUCCAGUGGCGCGGCGGCCUCGACGACCCCGCGUCUAGAUGGGCGGCGGCGGAGGAUCGGAGUUUCCCCGGCAUGGGUGACAGCCCGCUCAGCGUCGGCGGCUCAUCUUCGUUCGCGACAUCACUGCUGUCUACGACGGCGGCGGAUUGCGGUGAAAUCCUCGGUGGAAGCUCCUCGCCCUCUUUCCCUUAUUACCGCGGGUGGAAGUUAGACUUCGAGGCUGAUCCCCGGCCUAAGAUAUGUAUCACAUCAAGCACUUCAGCUGGUCUGGAGCAGAUCUUGCCAUGGUUGUUUUACCAUAAAAUAAUUGGAGUAACAAACUUCCUUCUGUUUGUAGAAGGAAGAGCUGCAAAGCCUAGUGCUUCGGCAGUUUUAGAAUCUAUUCCUGGGGUGAAAAUAAUAUUUAGGACUAGAGAGCUUGAGGAGAAGCAAGCUAAUAGCCGUAUUUGGAAUGAGCAUUGGCUUGCAGGGUUCUUUUACAAGCCAUGCAAUUAUGAACUAUUUGUCAAGCAGUCGCUUAACAUGGAAAUGGCUAUCGUUAUGGCUCGGGAUGCAGGAAUGGAUUGGAUCAUCCAUCUUGACACUGAUGAGUUGAUACAUCCAGCUGGGGCCCAAGAGUACUCUUUAAGACAAUUGUUAUCUGAUGUUCCUAGCAAUGUUGAUAUGGUGAUAUUUCCAAAUUAUGAAAGUAGCAUUGAGCGGGAUGAUAUUAAAGAUCCUUUUAGCGAGGUCUCGAUGUUUAAGAAGAACUAUGAUCAUCUUCCGAAGGAUACCUAUUUUUCAAUGUACAAGGAAGCAACACGCGGUAAUCCUAACUAUUUUCUGACCUAUGGAAAUGGAAAAUCAGCUGCUCGAGUUCAAGAUCAUCUUCGCCCCAAUGGUGCUCAUAGGUGGCAUAACUAUAUGAAGUCCCCUAAUGAGAUCAAGUUAGAAGAAGCUGCUGUGCUGCAUUAUACUUACACAAAAUUUUCAGAUUUAACUUCGCGGCGUGACCGUUGUGGCUGCAAGCCAACCAAGGAUGAUGUCAAGAGAUGCUUCAUGUUGGACUUUGACAGAGAUGCUUUCAUUAUUGCAUCAACUGCAACUGAGGAGGAAAUGCUGCGCUGGUUCCGUGAGCGUGUUGUGUGGACUAAUAGGCAGCUCAACUUAAAACUUCUCAGAAAGGGCAUCUUGACUCGUAUAUAUGCUCCAAUGGCCAUUAUUCAAAGUUUGAGGGCAUCCGGCAUUUUUAGCUCUGCAAUUACCUCUGCAAACAAGCUUUCAUCAAUGGAAAACUUUCAGAACAAUAAUUCUUCUGUGCUUGCAACCUCUGUUGAAUCUCAGGCUCGUCGAAAAGUCCUCCAGAUUUUCGAUACUUCUGAGGCAGCUUUUCCACCUCUAUCACCUCCAGGUCUUAAUGAUCUGGAUUUAUCUUCAUGACUGACCUUGAUGAGUUGCUCUUCGGUGUUACAUACCUGAGAAGGUUCCAGACUAGCAGAUAGAAAAAGCUACAAGAUAGAAUGGAACCUCUGUCGUUGCACCGAUCGUCUUCCCGAUCUCGUAUCAUCCAAGCGCUGGUUAUUUUUUCUGUACUGAUUUUAUUUUUUUUUUUUCUUUUACUUUUGAAAAUAGGUAGAAUAGAAUUUGAUUAGUUAUACUUGGGAAUAAAAGCGAGUUUGAUUGCUUGUAUUCCCUACUGAGCCCGCAUUGCGGUUCUUAGCAGUUAUGUAUAGGGAUUAUUCUUCGGGAUAAUUUCAAAUGAAUCUCUCAUGAUUCUACCAUAAAAUUUUUAUUAUUUGUUAUUUUGAUCUAAAAUUGUUUUCCUGUGA
Dendrobium catenatum is the source of this 2106-nucleotide messenger RNA. RefSeq names its product glycosyltransferase-like At2g41451. The transcript has 11 exons. The record is from RefSeq and is a predicted model, not a curated record. Gene Ontology annotation, biological process: response to abscisic acid; cellulose biosynthetic process. Lineage: Eukaryota; Viridiplantae; Streptophyta; Magnoliopsida; Asparagales; Orchidaceae. Bases 173 to 1717 code for a protein of 514 amino acids.